AGAAGGAAAGAAAGAGAUCGCAGCAGGGGUAAAGGCAGCGGACGGGAAGCGAUUUUGGCCGACUCUGGACUCGUCCGCGGCGUGCGCAGGAAUGGCGGCCCUUCCCGGCACGGUCCCGAGGAUGAUGCGGCCGGCUCCCGGGCAGAACUAUCCCCGCACCGGAUUCCCUCUGGAAGUGUCCACGCCACUUGGCCAAGGCCGGGUCAAUCAGCUUGGUGGGGUCUUCAUCAACGGGCGACCCCUGCCUAACCACAUCCGCCACAAGAUCGUGGAGAUGGCCCACCACGGCAUCCGGCCCUGUGUCAUCUCCCGCCAGCUGCGUGUCUCCCAUGGCUGCGUCUCCAAGAUUCUCUGCCGCUACCAGGAGACUGGGUCCAUCCGGCCUGGGGCCAUCGGCGGCAGCAAGCCCAGACAGGUGGCGACUCCGGAUGUGGAGAAAAAGAUCGAGGAAUACAAGAGGGAAAACCCAGGCAUGUUCAGCUGGGAGAUCCGAGACAGACUGCUGAAGGACGGACACUGUGACCGCAGCACGGUGCCCUCAGGUUUAGUGAGUUCGAUUAGCCGCGUGCUCAGAAUCAAGUUCGGGAAGAAAGAGGAGGAGGAUGAAGCGGACAAGAAGGAGGACGACGGCGAGAAGAAAGCCAAGCACAGCAUCGAUGGCAUCCUGGGCGACAAAGGGAACCGGCUGGACGAGGGCUCGGACGUGGAGUCAGAACCCGACCUCCCUCUGAAACGCAAGCAGCGCCGUAGUCGGACCACGUUCACGGCUGAGCAGCUGGAGGAGCUGGAGAAGGCCUUCGAGAGGACCCACUACCCGGACAUCUACACCCGCGAGGAGCUGGCGCAGAGGACCAAGCUGACGGAGGCACGUGUGCAGGUCUGGUUCAGUAACCGCCGUGCCCGCUGGCGUAAGCAGGCAGGAGCCAACCAGCUGGCAGCGUUCAACCACCUUCUGCCCGGGGGCUUCCCGCCCACCGGCAUGCCCACGCUGCCCCCCUACCAGCUGCCGGACUCCACCUACCCCACUACCACCAUCUCUCAAGAUGGGGGCAGCACCGUGCACCGGCCGCAGCCGCUCCCUCCGUCCACCAUGCACCAGGGGGGGCUGGCUGCGGCCGCAGCAGCCGCGGACACCAGCUCUGCCUACGGAGCCCGCCACAGCUUCUCCAGCUACUCGGACAGCUUCAUGAACCCGGCGGCGUCCUCCAACCACAUGAACCCUGUCAGCAAUGGCCUGUCUCCCCAGGUAAUGAGCAUUCUGAGCAACCCCAGCGCCGUGCCACCGCAGCCACAGGCCGACUUCUCCAUCUCCCCGCUGCACGGUGGGCUGGACUCGGCCACAUCCAUCUCGGCCAGCUGCAGCCAGCGGGCCGACUCCAUCAAGCCGGGAGACAGCCUGCCCACCUCCCAGUCCUACUGCCCGCCUACCUACAGCACCACCGGCUACAGCGUGGACCCCGUGGCUGGCUACCAGUAUGGCCAGUACGGCCAAACUGCUGUUGAUUACCUGGCCAAAAACGUGAGCCUCUCCACACAGCGUCGUAUGAAGCUUGGGGAGCAUUCUGCUGUGCUGGGACUCCUGCCUGUGGAAACUGGCCAGGCCUACUAGGGCCCCUGGGACAACUUGCCCCAGACCAAGUCCCAGUCCAGCCCUUACUGAUCCCUGAGCCUCCCAGCCUCCAUCCUUUCAUUGCCCUGGGGUCCCAGGAGGCCAGGAAAGGAGCCCAUUCCCUUCUCAUAGCCAGUGCUCUGGAGAUGUGCAGCCAGUCUACCAUUCACCUAUGUUCAGGAGCCCAGAGUGACCCCCUUGGAGUCUGCCCCUCCACUGUCUCCCCCAGAGGGUUUCUGGUUAAGCCUGCAGUCCUCCCCCCAGUCAAAUCCUGUCCUGGUCUCUGUGCUCUCUCAGGCACAGAAAUGGAAGCUCACCCUGAAGAGAGUACCUUGGGCACCCAAAGGAGGAUGGUGGCUGGAAUGAGGUACUAGAGCCCUUUGGACAAGACUCCAGUGAGUGCCCUGGCCAGAGGCGGGGGUGGAGUUCAGAGGGUCACUCUUAGCUGGAAGCGCUGGGAACCAGCCCUCGCAGGUGGAUCUCUGGCUUGGGCCCAGAACUAGAGCCCAUUUCUCCUUUGGAUGCUGGGAUGUCAGCAGAGAGGACCCUAGCCCUGUGGUUUUCCCAGGGGAAUCACCCAGGAUUUCUGAGGACUCCAGGACCCUCCCCACACACCACUGCUGGGUGUAGGAGAGGAAUCUAGCCCAGGCAGGGGGAUCAGAAAGGGCAGAUAGAGGCCUCCCAGGAGGCAGGGUUCACCAGCAGUGGGCUGCCAGGUACAAGGACCCAACCUAGGCACCUAGAGGCAGCAGGCAUCUAGACUGAAGCCCAAAUGCCAACCUUGCCCACCCCACGUGGGGUCUGGGGAGCCCACGAGUCCUUCAGUUUUCUCAUUCUCUGAAUCAGAUGGGAGGGGGAAGGAGCGAGUUUUGUGUGAAGAGGCAGAGGGCAGGCUCAGAAGGGGGCUUCAUAGCUGGGGUCCCUCUGCUUGUGGGCAUCAGACCUGUAUCACCAAAGUCUUCAGGGUUAUGCAUUUGAGUCCACAACCCAUGGAGCUGCAUUCUCUCCCAGAGCCUCCCUCGGAGACCUGAACCUCUGGGAAGCGGUCCUCCAUCUGCCGUUUAAGCUGCUGGGGUGCACAGAGCUUCCCUUGGAGCUCUGGAGGAGGUUUCUUGGACCAGCAAGGACUGCUUACCCACAGACAAGACCACCGAUUCCCCUUAACAUUUGGGGUAGAGGGGGCGUGUCCCUGUCCCACUGACAGUGGCACCUUUCAGUGUUGAUCCACUCUAGGCUGAGAGGGCCUUGUCUGGUCAUCCAGCACAGCUGGGGUGGGGGUGGUGACAUAUGUGGCCAGUCUUCAGGCCACCACUCCUGUACAGGUGGGGGAUGCCAAAUGUUCCAGAGAAUAGGGGAAAGGCGCCUUCCUUGGCCACACCCAUGGUUUCCUCAUAUCUCUUCUCUUUAAAAGUAGAGACAUUUGGGGAAUGGUCCAAGCUCCUGACUAUGCCUCCCUUGGGACUUUCCACCACCUUUACCUACUUUCAAAACUAUAUUCAUCUUCUCCAUCAUCAUGAUUAUAAUCUACACUUGGAUCACCUUUAUCAAGUGCUGCUAGGUUAAAGGCACUUGUGACGGGAGACACAGCACUGAAUCUGCAGAGACUGGGCCAGAUUGCUUGUCCCCACCUGGGCAUGUGAGGCCACCUCUUUGCUCAACCCGUGCUCCUUGCUCUCAGCCAACAAGACAUUCCUGGAGGGAAGGGCUGCUGCCUUGGGAGUCAAGCUGAGUUCCUCCCUACUGGGGAACUGGACUGGCAAGAUGCUAGGAUGCUUUCCUGCAUGGACGCCUCCUCUGUGACAGAUGUUCACCUGCUUCUCAUCUUCAGACUUGGUAAUAUCAAGCCUGUCCUGGACCGUGGCCAGGGGGGCUUGUAUUUCUGGUUUAGAGGAACCUAUUCAUACAUGGGGACAGAUAGACUUUCUGGUAGCAGCAGAUACCUGGACAUGUGUAGCCCAUGGAGUUCAGCCAAGGUUUCAAAUGAAACAUCUACUGCAGGAGACUUUUGAUCCUUCAAGCUAUGGACAGAAAGGAAGACUGUGUCAUCCCCUGGUGACCUGGUCCCCAUGUUUGAAACCAACACAGCCAGGAAGCAGCUUUUAAGAUCAACCACGGUCUUCACUGACAUUCCUUGAAUGGUCAGUCCUCCCUGCUGGAGGACUGACUCAGAAAUCGUCCGAGUCCCCUUACAUACCCAGGAGCAGGGCUCUCAGGCAGGUGACAUUAAAACCGCCCAGCCUCACCCCCAGGAGGUGACAUUCCUAUGCUAGGACCAGUCCCAAACAUCUGCCCUCUGUGAUGAAAUGGGAAUAAACCAAGUGACUUAUUAUGUCCAACUUCUCUGGAGUUCUCCCAAGCAGCCAUCUUGGUAGUAAAUGGGACUUAUUCCAUCUGGAGCCCCGCCCCCUCAGAGAGAGACCCUGACCCUGAUGGGUUUUCCCUAGAACCUUGUGUAUUAAUGUGUCUGGCCAACUUAGUUCAUAAAACUCUGUCUUGUGUUGGCAGCUCACCCCUUCACUGGAGAGAUAACGUGGGACAAGAGGUACAAGGCUUCAAACUCGAGGGUUGACCACAGCCUAGAAAGAAGGCCUGAAACUCAGUGGCCAUGCCAGCCCAGAAACAAUCCCCAUCCAUUCCUGUAAAUAGAAUCUAUAGCAAAAUAAGAGAUGUUUCCUCUGACUUAUCACAAGUAGCUGUUGGUCCUACCUAUGGGGGGGUCCCCUCUUCUGAACUCAUUGUAUAUUAGUUGGAAAUGUGGUGAUGUGCUGUUCGUUUAUAGGAAGUUGACUUUUAUAUAAAUAUAUAUAUAUAUAUAUAUAUAUAUACUAAAAAAGGAAAGAAAACCCCCACAGUGUGUGUCGUGCUAGUACCAGGGACCAUCUGUAGGGAUAUAUCUACAUAUUGUGUGUUUCAGAUUAUACAUUCCAGGCUCUGUUGGGUUCUUUCAUUUUUAUUGCUUUGUUUUCUCAUUUGGCAUUUCUCUCUUGCUAUGAAAAAAAGUGAUGUGUGAGAACCAAGCUAUGCUUUAUACUCUUAUUUUUUACUUGAUUUACCUUUCCCAUUCUUUUGCCAGAAGAAUAUGAAGAAGAGAGAUAGAGAAAUGAGAGAGAAGGACAGAAGGAUGAAGAGGGUGUUUUGCCCAGAAGGAAAAUGAGAAGGUCAGAUUUCCAAUCUGACUAUGGUUUGAGAGCAGAACAGGUCCCAGACUUUGUCCAGACUCCACCAAGAUCCAACAUUGUUGUAGAUGGAGCUGGCAAAGCAUUCUGAGAUUUGGACUUGGUGAAAUUCCAUGAUUGCCCAAAAAAGACAUUCUCUGCGGCCUCUCUCAGGUUGAUAUUCUCGCCAAGCUCCCGAUGUGCCCUUCACUGCUGGACGCUUUUUGAAGUUGACAGCUCUGUCCUGCAAAGACACCUAACCAAGACCAAAUGGGGGGCGGGGGACGGGUACUCCGGCCACCAUCUUGACACGCUCAGCGACAACUGUGUAUUGAAUGCUUUUUCUGUCAACUCUAACAUGGCCAAUCCCCCACCUGGGAAAUAUCUACAUAGCACUCUAGAUCAUUCCUUCUUCCUAAUAAUUGCAACUUGGUUGCUUCCGUGUUUGACUCACAGCCAUAUUCCUCCAUGUGUAAGUGAGUGUGUGUACGUGAGAGUGUGAGUGGGGUGUGUGUGUGGGCCUGUGGGCACAAGGGUGUGUGUUUAAAUAUAAUCGCACCAUAAUUUAUUCAGCUAUAUGGAAUAGUAGACUAGAAAGAGAAACUGGCAUUUGCUUUAACUACCUGCUUGUAAGUGCUUCCUCUGUAACU
This is a messenger RNA of Lutra lutra (Eurasian river otter), 5414 nucleotides long. RefSeq names its product paired box 7 (gene PAX7). NCBI's taxonomy places the organism in Eukaryota, Metazoa, Chordata, Mammalia, Carnivora, Mustelidae. Gene Ontology annotation, biological process: regulation of transcription by RNA polymerase II; anatomical structure development. The record is from RefSeq and is a predicted model, not a curated record. Gene Ontology annotation, molecular function: RNA polymerase II cis-regulatory region sequence-specific DNA binding; DNA-binding transcription factor activity, RNA polymerase II-specific. The transcript is spliced from 9 exons. The coding region runs from base 92 to 1609 and encodes 505 amino acids.